Messenger RNA from Chiloscyllium plagiosum (whitespotted bambooshark), 4038 nucleotides. The record is from RefSeq and is a predicted model, not a curated record. NCBI's taxonomy places the organism in Eukaryota, Metazoa, Chordata, Chondrichthyes, Orectolobiformes, Hemiscylliidae.
UUUUGACAGAUUACUACAGUCGAUGCAGUUGUGAGUUCAGUGGGAGCUGUUGUUGGUUCUGUCCCUUUGACCACACUGGGAGCACUACAAGCUGGACUUGAUCCUGCUCUUACAGCAUUAGGAAUAAACUCUCAACCUCCAGCAAUGGGAAAUGUGGACCCUUCGAAGAUCGAAGAAAUCAGAAGAACCAUUUAUGUUGGAAACUUGAAUUCACAGACAACAACAGCAGACCAGCUACUAGAAUUUUUCAGCCAAGUUGGUGAGGUCAAGUUUGUACGUAUGGCAGGAGACGAGACACAACCAACCCGAUUCGCCUUCGUUGAAUUCGCUGAGCAAUCUUCUGUACUACGAGCUUUGGCCUUCAAUGGAGCCAUGUUUGGGGAUAGACCUUUAAAAAUCAAUCAUUCAAAUAAUGCGAUUGUGAAGCCACCUGAGAUGACACCACAGGCUGCUGCCAAAGAACUUGAAGAAGUGAUGAAAAGAGUGAGAGAAGCCCAGUCCUUUAUAUCAGCAGUUAUUGAACCAGCUGCAGAAAAGGAAACCGAUGAGAAAGACAGAAGAUCACGAUCCUAUUCUCGAUCUCGAAAAAGAAGAUCUCGUUCCAGCUCAAAACAAAGAGGCUCCAGGAGUAGGUCACAACACAGAUCUCCUUCAAGACACAAAGAUAGGCAUGAUUCUAAGAGUCCUCAGACGAAGCGUUCACGAUCAAAAGAUAGGCACCAAUCAAAAAGCUGUUCUCCAUCAAGAGAAAAGACAACAGAAAGUGACAGCAAAGCAAAAGAAGAAAGCAAAGAUGCAGAUGGAGAUUCUGGGAAGAAGAAAGAAAAGAAGUCUAGCACUCCACCUGGAAGAAAUAGCUCAUCUAGGAAAUCUCGGAGUUCAAGCAGAGAAAAGUAUCGCAAAAAAAGCAGGAGUUUAUCAAGGAAAAGAUCCAAGUCUCCAAGAAGGAGGUCCCGGUCUCCAAGAAGGAGGUCCCGGUCGCCAAGGAGGCGGUCCCGGUCACUGAGGAGGCGGUCCCGGUCACUGAGAAGGCGGUCCCGAUCGCCAAGGAGGAGGUCCCGAUCAUUGAGGAGGCGUUCCAGGUCGCCAAGGCGACGUUCCAGGUCACCGAGGAGGCGGUCUAGGUCGCCAAGGAGAAGGUCCCGGACGCCAAGGAGAAGGUCCCGGUCGCCAAGGAGAAGAUCCAGAUCACCACGAAGGCGAGUCAGGACACCAAAAAGAAAGCUAUCCAAAUCUCCAUCUCCAAAAAGAAAUAAGAAAGAGAAAAGAAAAGACAAGGACCGAGGACACAGCAAAGACAGAGUUGAGAACAGAGAAAAUUCAAGUAGUCAGAGCCAGGAUAAGAAUAAGCGAGAUCAUUCUACCUCCAAGAAGAAGAAAGAUAAGGAGAAAGAUGGCAAAAUCAAGCUGGAUAAAACUGAUAUCAAGGUGGAAGGAGAAUGCAAUAAUGAAGAAGGGCAUAUUAAUGAUGCAAGCAAAGACAGCAAAGAAAAUACUGAAACUAGUAGUGAAGUAUUGGUCAAUGUUAAAGAAAAUGGUGACCACAACAUAAUUCACCAAAACACAGAAGAAGAAGAAGUCAAGUCUGAGAAGUCUGAGAAUAUACCUGUAGUUAGUGCUGACGAGGAAAAUGGAGAAAAACAAGACACUUCAGACUUAAAUGAUUUGCAAAACAAGUCUGCUUCUUCAGCUGAGGUGGAAUGUCCUUAGCAGCUUGACCUGAUUACACAUCUGUGUGACAUUAUCUUUGAUGGAUCUCAGAACUGGAUGAUGCUUCAACAUUUUAAAAUGAGAAUCUGUAAUGAAAAGCUUCACUUGAGUUUGCAUGAACCAGUGAGCAUAGAAUGGGUGGAUAAGUAAUGUCACUCAGACUGAAAAUGACAAAGUAGUGCCUUUGUCAUAAAGGAUUUGUAAAUAAAUGUACUACUUCCCUUAAACUCUCACAAUACACACAUUUGCCUUCACAGAAUGUUAAGUCCAUAAGAUGUCCGGACAUUAUUUUGCUAAUGUUGAUAAGGGGAGGGAACAGUGUCAUAUACCAUCUUCAUAUGGACGUUUUAUCCUCUCCUUGCAGUUGUAGACUUAACCAUUUGUAAAUGUAUUGAUACUGAGAGUUGAGAAAUAGAAAAAUACACAUAUAGAACAAGAUUUCAUUAUAGAUUGGAAUUAUUGAUUUGUUUCAUGUGAAAAAUAAAACCAAUGAUUCCAAUCUUUGUGGAUUUUUUCUAUUUGUACUUUAUAGCUUUGGCAGUUGAAUAAAAUCAAGCUCUCUAUGAGCAUCAGUGAUAAGGAGAGACUUAUGAUUUGAUAAGUAACGGCAUUGCAGUGGUACCAGUACUUUCACUGAAAUUAUAGUGUCAGUAUUCAAUUUAUCCAGGUGGUUUUCUAAUUAUUUUGUAAAACUGGUUUAUUCACUUUGAUUAAGAUUUAAAACUGCUAAUUUAUUGUCAGGUUUAUGGAACAUGGGAAUCAAAUCCUACUGUUGCUACAAAUUGUUUUUGUCCUGAGAGUUUCAAACUAUGGCCAUUAUUCAUUAUUAUUCUGUCUAGCAGCUAUUACAUACUGGACUCUCACUGACAAGCUCUGAGUUUGUGAACAAAGAUACCAAGAAAACGACACAUGAUGAAGUGGCUCACUGUUCUCUGACUAGAUUUCCUAUAAUUACUUUAAUAAUUGGAUUCAUCAUUUCCAAUGAUACCAUACUGUAACAUUCGAGAAGAUUCCAUAGUCAAUGAUCUGCCUGUGUUACCUUGUGUUGUAUGAAAUGGCAGUUAAGAUAUGAAAGGUUCCACAAUUUGGAACAGGAAAGGGAUCAAGCAGCCAGCAUUUCUGGUUAUAAAUGCUAUCGGUGAUCCUUGCAAGUGAUUGAGCACAUACAAAUUUUAAAUGAUAAGAAUAACAUUUGACUGUAUUGCUUAUCCAUGAAGAUUGGCUUCAACAUGUCUAGAGGCUACGUGAGUCAAAGUGCUGGGUGACUUUUAGUUAAACCAUACUGAACCAUAUUAAGAAGAGGGACAAAAAUUGAAUUAGCAAAGGAAGCAUAGUUCCUUGUAUUUAAGAAACCAGUAUGGUGUAUAACAAGAAAAUGUUAUCUUUACCAUUUGCAUUUUUAGGCUGAAGUGCUGUAACAUAGUGAAGAAUAUUUAUAUGCAGUAUAGUUCAUUCAACAUUUUUUGAAAAUAGUGCUAUUAUCUCUGUUUCUUUAAAUCUGUUAUUUUCAAUGGCAAUUUCCUGUUUUGGUAUAAUAGGAAAGAAAGAUACAGCUACAUUACAUUGGCCCAGUAUACUAUAAUAUGCAUCAAAAAUUCUGUUUAGAAGCCAUAAUUUGUCUAGUUUAAGUAAUAAGUUAUUCUAAAGUAUUGAUAGAUUAAUUUGACUUUGUACGAAUCUUUUGAUGCCUUUUCCAUACAUUACUGAUUUCCUUCUAAAGAGAAUGGUGGAUUUCAACUCCUUUCUGAAAUUUAAGACCUAUAAUAGCAUCGAAGUACUGUACCAUGAUAAACUUUACACACUGCUAUUCAUAGUCCAAAUAAAAUUUUCCUCACUUCUACAGAAUGCCACAGGAUAUGUUAUUUCUUGGUUGAUCUAAUGAACACACAAAAGUGAAUAAUGUCUGUUUUCUUUUGCUAAUAGUUCAUGUUUGUUAAAUAAGCUUCAUUUAUUAUGUAUUGCUUACAUUUUGAAAGAUACUUGUGUGAAGAGGGUGAGGUAUUUGCUUAUAUUUUGGAAUAUUUAGCAUGUGAAAGGCUCUGAAAGUCUGCAAAGAUGCUAUUUGUAUGUUGUGUUAAACUGUGAAGUGCAAUUUUCUAUUAAAAGUUUAUAGUACAAGAAAAACCAUAGUACAAAACAUGCAAAUUGCUUAGUUGCUAAUUACAGUGUAUUCUCAGAAAAUGUGACCGAAAUCAUCUUUGUGGCACUAAAGGUAGUUGUGUGAUAUCCAUUUUACAAAUAGUCGCAGAUUGCUGAUAUGAUUUAUUUAGUACAUCUGUUUCUUUUUAAUUGUUAUAUAAUUAAUAAAUAUAGUUAAACAAUUAAUAA